UGAAGUCCCCGCGCAGGCUUCAUACGAGGUUGCAUUGUAGAACUCGGCGGUAGCAAAAGUCAGGCGAGAAGGAAUUUUUCUGAGAGAGACUACAUAAUCGUCAUGUAUCGGUAAUCGUUUUUGCUCCUUGUCUCUCACAUCCCUCAGUCAAUCACUUCACACUAUCACAAUGGUCGCCAUCAAGUCUAUCCUCGCCAUCGCCAGCUUCGGCACCCUAGCUGCCGCCGUCGCCAACGUCGGCGACACCUGCAACUGGGACCCCAAGCAGCCCGUCAAGACCGAUUGCGGCCCUGACGGCCAGCAGUCUCUCAUCUGCCAGAGCGACAACAAGUGGCACCUGUCGACUCUCUGCAAGAAACCUACCGUCUGCCCGCCUGGUGGCGGCUUCUGCGUCAUCCCCGUUCCUUUCUGAGCGCGUGAACAUCCAUACGAUGCGCGAGCUCCAUUUGGGUGAUGCAGGGCUUCUAAGAGGAGGGCAAAGAACGCACAUGUGUAAAGAAGCGCCUUCGCUAUGCAUCGGAGGAGGGAUUACCUAUCGAGGAGGUCUCUUUCCUUGUUGGAAGCAAAUAGUCGUGGACAUAAUUUUACGGCUACAGUGAUCAUUUAGGACAGACCAAAGCGUGGCAUCGCCACUACCAAUGAUGAAAUUUCAAAGGACUUCGCUG
Messenger RNA from Microdochium trichocladiopsis, 665 nucleotides. RefSeq lists its product as uncharacterized. The transcript has 2 exons. Bases 170 to 412 code for a protein of 80 amino acids. The record is from RefSeq and is a predicted model, not a curated record. NCBI's taxonomy places the organism in Eukaryota, Fungi, Ascomycota, Sordariomycetes, Xylariales, Microdochiaceae.